AUGAAUGGCUUUGAUUCUAAGGGCCUCGAUGAGGACGACUUUGGAGAAAAGACCGCUCUGUCGGGGCUGAAGACCUUUGACGCCUUCCCAAAAACAAAGGCCUCUUAUACAACUCCAACCCACCGCGGUGGCCAGUGGACUGUCCUCAUCCUCCUCGUUUGCACUAUCUUUAGCUUCUCCGAAUUAAGAACAUGGUGGCGCGGCACAGAACAACACCACUUCAGCGUGGAAAAGGGCGUCUCCCAUGAACUUCAGCUCAAUCUCGAUGUCGUCAUUAACAUGCCCUGCGACACCCUCCGCGUGAACAUCCAAGAUGCAGCCGGCGACCGCAUUUUAGCCAGCGACAUGCUCAAACGUGAGGAAACAAGCUGGAACUUGUGGAUGCAGAAGCGCAACAAGGACAAGCAUGAGUACCAGACGCUCAACCACGAAGAGAACGAUCGGUUGUCAGAGCAGGAGGCAGAUUCGCACGCGCACCAUGUUUUGGGCGAGGCGAGACACAACUCGAGGCGCAAGUUUGCCAAGGGUCCCUCCAUGCGAUGGGGUGAUGUGGCGGAUGCCUGUCGUAUCUACGGUAGCUUGGAAGGAAACAAAGUGCAGGGAGACUUCCACAUCACGGCAAGAGGACACGGUUACAGGGAGUUCGCGCCGCACUUGGAUCACAGUGCCUUUAACUUCUCACAUAUGAUUACCGAACUCUCAUUUGGUCCUCACUACCCGAGUCUCAUGAAUCCUCUCGACAAGACGAUUGCUGAGACGGACAAGCACUACUACAAAUAUCAGUACUUCCUUUCUGUCGUGCCAACCCUCUACACCAAGGGUCGAAGUGCCCUGGACAAAUACACCCGCAACCCGACCUCGGCCACCGCUCGCAGUGGUCGCAACACGGUCUUCACCAACCAGUACGCGGCGACCAGCCAGUCCGAAGAGAUGCCUGAGACACCACUUCUGGUUCCGGGUAUCUUCUUCAAGUAUAACAUUGAGCCGAUACUGCUCCUUGUCAGUGAAGAGCGCGGCGGGUUCCUGGCGCUUGUUAUCCGGGUGAUUAACACCAUCAGUGGAGUGCUUGUGACUGGUGGUUGGAUCUAUCAGAUCUCAGGUUGGGUUGGCGAGAUUGCCGGGAGGAGGAAGAAGGAGCAACCGGAGGGAUAUUUGACAGGAAAGCAUUAUAGGGAUUGA
Molecule: messenger RNA, 1179 nt
Organism: Penicillium verhagenii
Lineage: Eukaryota; Fungi; Ascomycota; Eurotiomycetes; Eurotiales; Aspergillaceae
Product: endoplasmic reticulum-Golgi intermediate compartment family protein
Exons: 3
Coding region: 1-1179 (392 amino acids)
Biological process (GO): retrograde vesicle-mediated transport, Golgi to endoplasmic reticulum; endoplasmic reticulum to Golgi vesicle-mediated transport
Cellular component (GO): endoplasmic reticulum; endoplasmic reticulum membrane; Golgi membrane
Source: RefSeq, a predicted model, not a curated record